AUGGACGAGAAGCUCAAGGCGUAUACGCAUCCCGAGAGGGUGAGGAGGGUUGAUCAUAAAGGGAAAUACUUCAACGCCGCGGGGCCACACCUCAUCGAGCCGUCUCGGCAGCGCACGCCUUUCAUCUUCCAGGCUGGCGCAAGCAAGGCAGGCAAGGGGUUUGCCACGAAACAUGCCGAGGCAAUGUUCCUGCCAGGGAUGCACAUCGAGUCCGUGCGCAAGAGCGUGCUCGAGAUCCGGCAGACAGCAACAGCCCAAGGCCGCGAUCUAAACGGGCUGAAGCUCAUCGUCGAUGAAACCGACGAGCUCGCGCAGCAAAAGUACGACGAGUAUCUAACCUACGCAGACCUCGACGGAUCACUCGCGCUGUUUGGCGGGUGA
This is a messenger RNA of Aspergillus calidoustus, 381 nucleotides long. The record is from the annotation of a GenBank genome assembly. Lineage: Eukaryota; Fungi; Ascomycota; Eurotiomycetes; Eurotiales; Aspergillaceae.